AUGGACAGUUAUAUUGAAGAAUUGUAUGAAGAUGAACAGGAAUUAACACAGAAAGAGAUAAUUCAACAAAUGUAUGAAGAAAUUUCUAAUUCUAAUGAAGUAAAUAAUGACAUUAGCGUUGAAGAAGAUAAAGACAGAACAUGGUCAGUUGAAUCCACCAAGUUUCUUAUAGCAUUGCGUGUCUCGUAUAGUGCUCAAUUUUUAUCAGCAAAAAAAAAAGGUAAAAAAUCCAAACUCUGGGAGCUAAUUUCAAAUGAAAUGGCUGAAAAGGGCUAUUCGUUUUCGCCUAAAGUUUGUGAUGAGAAAUGGCGUAGACUAAGUGCUCAACAUAGAAAAUAUUAUGAUUUAUCAAAAAAAUCAGGUAACAAUGCAGUUAAAUGGCAGUAUUAUAAGUUGAUGGAUGAAGCAAUCAUACCUUUAGGAAAAAAACAGUCGAUAUCUCCUCCAAAAGAAUUACUGAAUGAGUCAUCUCAUCCAUCUUACAGUGAGCCUUGUAGUUCUACUUCUACAUCGAAAACAAAGAAAUCAAACAUCAUUCUUAAUCCACCACCACAUAUUACAACACCUACACCAUCACAAACAGCAAUAUCACCAACAUUGCAACCAAAUAAUUCUUGUUCUGCAUUUAAAGCCAAGACACCAUCAUGGUUUGAAAAAUACGAAAAUAUGAAAAAAGAUCAAAUCAGUAAACAAAGUAUUGAACUGAACAAAAGACUUGAUAAAUUGGAGACAAGAGAAAAUGAAAUGUUAGAAGUUCAAAAGCAACUUGUUGACAAAUUAAACACAGCUAAUGAUAUUGAAAUUCAAAAGUUGGACAUGUUCAAAAAAAUGUUUAAGAUUGAUUGA
Messenger RNA from Diuraphis noxia (Russian wheat aphid), 846 nucleotides. RefSeq lists its product as uncharacterized. NCBI's taxonomy places the organism in Eukaryota, Metazoa, Arthropoda, Insecta, Hemiptera, Aphididae. The record is from RefSeq and is a predicted model, not a curated record.